AUGAAUGCCAGUGCCAGUGCCGGAACAAAGGACAAAGACACUGUUAGCAGUGCCUUUGUUAAGCGACAGUGUUAUGUUGCGCAAAUGGAGGCUGCAAUGGUCGUAACUGUGCUUGAUGUAUCUGCGGCUCACUUUCUACGGUUCGGCGAACUGGGGGGUCAGUAUUUGGGGCUGAAACGCCGGGGAGAAACGAGAAUUUCUGAGGGCUGGGCCUAUCCGCGUCUACAUCCCGCGUCUUACAUCUACAAAAAGCCACGGAACCCACAGGCCUAUCCGCGUCUUCAUCCCGCGUCUUACAUCUACAAAAAGCCACGGAAGGCCUAUCCACGUCUUCAUCCCGCGUCUUACAUCUACAAAAAGCCACGGAACCCACAGGCCUAUCCGCGCUCAUCCCGGCGUCUUACAUCUACAAAAAAGCCACGGGAACCACAGGCCUAUCCGCGUCUUACAUCUACAAAAAGCCACGGAACCCCACAGGCCUAUCCGCGUCUUACAUCUACAAAAAGCCACGGAACCCACAGGCGUCUUACAUCUACAAGCCACGGAACCCACAGGCCUAUCCGCGUCUUCAUCCCGCGUCUUACAUCUACAAAAAGCCACGGAACCCACAGGCCUAUCCACGUCUUACAUCUACAAAAAGCCACGGAACCCACAGGCCUAUCCACGAAGCCACGGAACCCACAGGCCUAUCCGCGUCUUACAUCUAACAAAAAGCCACGGAACCCACAGGCCUAUCCCGUCUUCAUCCCGCGUCUUACAUCUACAAAAAAGCCACGGAACCCACAGGCCUAUCCACGUCUUCAUCCCGCGUCUUACAUACUACAAAAAGCCACGGAACCCACAGGCCUAUUCCGCGUCUUACAUCUACAAAAAAGCCACGGAAACCCACAGGCCUAUCCACGUCUUCAUCCCUCUUACAUCUACAAAAAGCCACGGAACCCACAGGCCUAUCUUCAUUCCCGCUCUUACAUCUACAAAAAGCCACGGAACCCACAGGCCUAUCCCGCGUCUUUCCCGCGUCUUACAUCUACAAAAAGCCACGGAACCCACAGGCCUACAUACAUCACAAAAAAGCCACGGAACCCACAGGCCUAUCCGCGUCUUCAUCCCGCGUCUUACAUCUACAAAAAGCCACGGAACCCACAGGCCUAUCCGCGUCUUCAUCCCGCCUCUUACAUCUACAAAAAGCCACGGAAACCCACAGGCCUAUCCCGUCUACAUCUACACAAAGCCACGGAAACCACAGGCCUAUCCGCAUCUUCAUCCCGCGUCUUACAUCUACAAAACCACGGAACCACCAGGCCUAUCCGCGUCUUCCGCGUCUUACAUCUACAAAAAGCCACGGAACCCACAGGCCUAUCCGCGUCUUCAUCCCGCGUCUUACAUCUACAAAAAGCCACGGAACCCACAGGCCUAUCCAGUCUUACUCCACGGAACCCACAGGCCUAUCCGCGUCUUACAUCUACGAGGCCUCACUUCCUCAAGGUGCUGAUAGCGGUCAAGACGCAGCCCACGAGAAACGACGAGGAAAUCCGAGAAAAUCCGAGAGGGUGA
Molecule: messenger RNA, 1554 nt
Organism: Penaeus vannamei (Pacific white shrimp)
Lineage: Eukaryota; Metazoa; Arthropoda; Malacostraca; Decapoda; Penaeidae
Source: RefSeq, a predicted model, not a curated record